GGUCAGGUGGCGUGGGCGCGGCGGUGGUGGCGGCGAGUGUGUCUCAGUACACUCGGCGGGGCCUGCUGCUGCUGCGCCCACCGCUGGUUGUGCGUCCACUACUACUCAAUCUCAGGCAACGGGUCGUGAGGACAGAAUGGAGGAGGGCUACCUAGCACUACGAUGGAACAACCACAACACAAUUUUCACAAAGAUCCUCACCCUACUGAGGGAACAGGAGGCAUAUGUGGAUGUGUCGUUGGCGUGUGCCGGAAGGUUGUAUCCAGCUCAUAAGUUCGUGCUCUCAACAUGUAGUGAUUACUUCAAGGAAAUGUUCGCCAAAAACCCCUGUAAGCAUCCAAUUGUAUUCAUGAAGGAUGUGUCUACUAAGGAUAUGGAGGCCCUUCUGGAUUUCAUGUACAAGGGGGAAGUUCACGUGCCCCAGAGUGAGUUGGGUUCUUUGCUACGUACUGCAGAAGGUCUCCAGGUGAAGGGUUUGGCAGUGCCUGAUGACUCCCCUCGUGGCUCCUCCUCCACCCCUAUUGUGCCUUCCGUUCCAUCCGUCCCACGCUCACAUCCGCCCACUCUUUUGGCACCUUUACCUAUGCGAGGAAAGCGCAAAAGACCGCCAGAAUCAAAUAGAAAAGAUGACCCUCCAAAGCUGACACUGCGACCUGAUCUUGGACCCCCAACCCCUAACCGCACCCGCCAACGUAACCGGCCGACAGGCAUGCCAGAACUGAAGAGAAUAAAGAAGGAAGAUCACAAGGUUGUAGGUGUUAGGGCCAUGGAGCCAGGUGAAGUACCCAGGUCUCCAAGUCCAGCAGCCAGCAGUCACAACAGUGAUGACCCACCAAUAAACCACACAGACAAGAUAAAGACCGAACGUCCAGAUUAUGUGAAAGGUGAUGAAGACGCAGACCCGGAGGAAGAUGAAGGGGUCGCUGGUGAAGGUAUGUCGGGGGAUGAAGAACAAGAUGAUGAUGAGGAUGAAGAAGAGGAAGAUGAUGAGGAAGAGGAAGAUGAGGAGGAAGGAGGUUUAGGCGAGGGAGAAGGUCUUUCUCACGGUGUUCUCUCUGAUGUUGAUGCCUUCGAACAAUCCAACUCAUCCUUACCAAACUCUGACAUAUCAACGACCGAGCUAUUACAAGUUGAUUUAAGUGAAGAUGGAACGCAGUUUAUCAUUGGUCCUGGUGGCUAUGGGGAGAUGAUGUCAAGAACAUCUUCCUUGGCUGGAGAUGAAGAGAGAAAUGGUGAUAGAGAGCAAAAGAAGCCAUUUGUUUGUCCUCUCUGUGGCCAGUCCUUCACACGCCGAGAUAACCUUGCCAACCAUAUCAAGACCCACACCGGUGACCGUCCGUUUAUGUGCCAGUAUUGCCACAAGUGCUUCUCAAGGAAAGACUACCUGAAGCAGCACGAACGUAUUCACACAGGGGAGAAGCCUUAUGCCUGUGACAUCUGUGGUCGUGCAUUUACCCGUAAAGAGGGUUUAACUGACCACAUGCGGUGCCAUUCAGACUUCAAAGCCUUCUCUUGUGAGACCUGUGGUAAGAGCUUCAAGCAAAAAUGUGGUCUGCGUUUCCAUAAAAGGAAUUAUAAGCACUAGCCACCUGAGAGGUCUGAACACCUACAGAACUCUCUCAACAAAUGUAUGCUUAUUAGAGGCAUUUCACUCAUACACAACAUGCUGCUUCCUCAAAAUCAUUUAGUGUGUUAGUGAAUUUCUUUAAAUUUUAUUACCAGCUAAGACAAAUUUGAUGAGUGAAUACGGUUGAUGUAAUAGUUUUGUACGUGAUCACAGUCCAGUGUAUGUUUUUGGAUAUAUUGAUGGUUUGUGUCAUGUCUUGCAGUACUUGUUCAAUUAGUUUUAUAUUAUGUUAAUUUAUUUUUUUUUUUAUUGAUUUGGACUUAAGCAUUUCUAUAAUAUUACCUCAUGAAAGUCAUUAUUUUUCUUAAUUGAAUGAUUGAUCCAAGUGUUGGGGUAAACAUUCUGAGGCCAACAUACUGUGUGUGUGUGUGUGUAUAUAUAUAUAUAUAUAUAUAUAUAUAUAUAUAUAUAUAUAUAUAUAUAUAUAUAUAUAUAUAUAUAUAUAUAUAUAUAUAUAUAUAUAUAUAUAUAUAUAUAUAUAUAUAUAUAUUUGGUAUAUACACACACGCACAGUAUAUAUAUGGAUGGAUUAUUGGUUUGGUCGGCCAUCCAUUGUCCGUCCAUCCAUCCAACACCCAUCAUCUGUCUGUCUGUGUGUGAAUGUAUCAUAUUUUUCACUCAUUAAGAACUACACUACUGGUUCAGAUCUGGUGAAACGAGGAAUUUUCUUAGGAUGGCAACUUUUCAAAUUGAAAUUGUUUUUGAUGUCGGCUUUUGUCGUCCCAGACAGACGUUAAGGCCUCGAGGGCCCCCGUGUCAGUCCGUCUGAGUGACUCACAAUGGUUUACUGUCCGUCCGUCCGUCCAGCCGCAGUCUGUCUGUUAGAUUUUUCACGUCUCCAACUUCUUAAAAACAGUUGACUCAGUGUUGCUGAAGCAUUGUUGAAAAGUCAUUGGAUGGUUCCCUCCCUAAAUUGUCUGACAUCAUCAUCUGUCACCUCAGGUGGAUUUUAGAGCCUCGUGUGUUGUGUAUUUCCCUGCCCUCGUCUUCCUGGUUAAAUUCCUCUUUGUGGUAUUUCAGAAGAUUUCUUUUAGGAUCUCAAAUCCUCUUGUGGUAAAAAUUCCUGUACUUUAUUUUAAAUAUCUAUUAUUUUAAUAGAUUUUCGUUUGGUCCUUUAUUUGGUUUUUCAUUUGAAUUUCUCAUUUCUCAUUUGUACGUCAGCGCUUCAAUGUAUUGGCCGAUAUUCACCUGAGUGACGGAAUAAGUAAACUUUCAUUGUUGUGAAAUCCUUUGAUCUAUAAUCAAAAGUUUUAGUCUACAUGUUCACGUACCUGUGGUUAGGAUGUUUCACAUUCAAUUAUUAUUCACUGACAUAUCAUAAUAGGACAUCUUGAAUAUAAUUUAUGUUGUAUUUGUCCAGUUUGGAUGCCAGUAUCCCCAUAACCGGAAUCUGAUGAGGGUGUCUAUGUUUAAGAAUUAUUUAUGCACUAUAUCUGAUCUCAAAUGCAUGCAGCAAGUGUGAAAUUACUUGUUUUGAACUGUUAAAGCACAAGUCAGUAAUGUAAGUCUGUUCACUGUGUCAGGAGUUGAGUCUCACACUAUGCUAAGUCACAGUUUUGGAGCUGUGUGUUGAAUUAGUUUGUAUUUACAUAAGUACAUUCUCAUUUCUUUGGUUUUCAUGGACCACUUUCAUGUACAGCAUAAGUAGCACAAAAGAGACUGUUCACGUUCAGUCUUUUACCAGUUUAUUUUGUUGCAAUGGAAAUAGCUCAAGAUUUGUUGAAAGAACUUGUCAGUGUUGAUGUUACUCUGAUGGUUAUGCACAUAUGUCACAAGACACUCUUGUAAUGUUAAAAAUAUUAGUUAGGAAGAAGAAAGUGUUUAUACAGCAGCCAUUGCUACUCAGUCUAUAGACAAGGAUAACAGGUCAGGGUUUCUGGAGGGUUUUGAGACAUACAAUGCAAGGUAUAGUUUUAUGGCAGGCUGAAUGUUUUACAAAAGGCUGAGUGUGAACUGCACACACACACACACAUACAUAUGCACACACUUUUUUAUGUGAAUGUGUGUCUUUACAUAGUUUGGAGUACUGUAUCAUUUUUUUCUUUUUUUAAUCCCAUAUUGCAAACCUUGGUGCCCCACAGAGUCAAACUUUUCAAAGACACAUUAUUGUACGAGUACUUCAACAUUUAUGUCCAAAGGAAUCCUGAUAAUGAUAUAGAAAGGUUACUGAACAACUUUCAUAAAGGAAUUGAAUAUAUUGUUGCCCUUGGGUGGAAUAUACUGUUCAUGGAGAAUAGGACUGGAUAUUGAAGGCCAUGGUCGAGGAGGAUUUAAUGAGGUGCAUAGUAACAGUUAUAUAAGAACUUAAAUGGGAUAAAGAAAUAGAUUUUAAAUGUAACUCUGGAAAGGGUGUUCAGUUCUUUACCUUUUUUCCUCGGAAUUUCUUAGGAUAGAUGUAGACUCAACUACUGGGUUCGGUUCCUUGAUUAACCAUCCUCAAUUUUCCUUUUCUCAAUGUGGUCUUAUUGCAAAUUUCAGUUUAGGCAGGUUAUUAAAUUGUUACUAUUUAUCCCCCAAGUUCUUUGUCACCUGCCAUUCAUCAUCCACUGUUACUGUUUUAAUAGAUAUGAUUUACUGCAGUCUUUGUCCUGCAAUGGUUUAUCCUCAUUGGUUCGCACCACCGAGUAUCACCCAUUAGCUGUUCAGUACGUCGUCUGUCUACAAAAACUGCUUGACUCCAUACUGUUCAGUCACACACACACUGUUGAGUCCUGGAUGUCCAUCUCCCUCACACAUAGUGGCUUUCAUUCCUUCCUUUAGCUCAUUUACCUAUUCCCCAUCCAUCCUAUCAUCCACCUCUGAAAUACUGUAUACUGUACAUGUUUUCCAAAUUCUUCACUCUCUCAUUCUUUCAAAUUCUAUACCAGCUAAGUACACCUUUGUCACAUUACUAUCCAACUCUUCUUUCACUUCUGCUUUUUUCUUAUUUCUAUGUGUAUUCUGUAUUUAACUCAUAUAUUUUUGUAAAGUACAUCAUCUCUGUUGCUCCUAAUACACUUCUUCUUCCUGUUGCAGCCAGACUGUGCUUCACACCACCCAUAUAAUGCUGGGUCGGGGAUUCCCCUUUACAUGCCCAGUUCUGCAUCUUUUUUUUUUUUACAAUUCCCUCU
Molecule: messenger RNA, 4737 nt
Organism: Homarus americanus (American lobster)
Lineage: Eukaryota; Metazoa; Arthropoda; Malacostraca; Decapoda; Nephropidae
Product: GDNF-inducible zinc finger protein 1-like
Exons: 8
Coding region: 137-1585 (482 amino acids)
Biological process (GO): regulation of transcription by RNA polymerase II
Cellular component (GO): nucleus
Molecular function (GO): protein binding
Source: RefSeq, a predicted model, not a curated record